Messenger RNA from Ceraceosorus guamensis, 1113 nucleotides. RefSeq lists its product as hypothetical. The record is from RefSeq and is a predicted model, not a curated record. The coding region runs from base 147 to 758 and encodes 203 amino acids. NCBI's taxonomy places the organism in Eukaryota, Fungi, Basidiomycota, Exobasidiomycetes, Ceraceosorales, Ceraceosoraceae. The transcript has 2 exons.
AAUCGUGAUCGAAGAGGAAGUAGAGCAACGUCCGUAGAGCGAUUCAGUGAUUCACGAAUCGCGGCUUGGCUCGACGCUCGUCAUGAUCUCAUCGCUGGCGUUAUAGAGUCCUGAUCUGCCCCGUGCCUUGCUCCGGGAAGAAUAAGAUGCGGUCCCGGACACGGCUUGGCUACUGUAAGUCAUCGAAUGGCUGCUCGAAGCUGUACCUUGCUUUCCGUUGUGAUGGCUGCGGCUCGCGACGAUCGUGGUGCCUAGCCGGCGACGCGGUCCACCACCUGCAGCGACCCGAGCUUGGGCCUCCUCAGCAUACAACAAGCACAAACAGGCUUUUAGGGGGUGAUCCACCUCAUCUACCUUUCCUCGCUCCCUUCUUCGCAAUAGGGUCCGGAUCAGAGGGCCAAGAAAAGUUCGUAAGCCCUCACCCACGACCCUCACCUUCACAAUUGAAGAAAGACAGGGACUCCUUCGGUAUUCCUUCCACCGUCCCUGCCAUUGCCCUUACCACUGUUCCUCGCGUUCACGAUUGUCCCUCUCCCUCACGUAGCCCUUAUUGCCAAGUCAGGCACCUUGAACGCCCGUCACCGGCCCUUAAGCUUAGGUCAGAGGUACAAAAUACGCCAGCCAGCCCGAGCCUGACCACGCUCCCAAACAUAUUUCCGCCCCUGAUCAAGCCCACAUUGACGAUACGCAACACCCCUGCCUCGUCCGCCGGUGCUCAGCCAAAGCUUCGCCGAAACAUCUUGGCUUCACUCCAUUAGCCAGCGUGCAUCGUCCAUCGCGUCAGACUCUUUACUGGCUCCAGGCUCAAACUCUAACUCAUCCACACGAUAUCGACGCUCGACGGUCUCCUCUACCUCCUCAUCCCGGCAGCCUCGAGCGAAGGCGGAACCUUCUCUUGUACCGACGUGCGAUCUCCAAAUCCCUUCAACGCUCCAACAUCAGUGCCGACUUCCCGAUCUACAUUCUCGAGAACGUUCACUUCAGCAAUCUGCUUCUCCCAAAAACUGCGAGUUCAAGGGCAGCGAGCCAAGACUCUCUACCACUCUUCACAAAAUCUCGCAGUCCAGUCCAUCCGCUUCAGCAGAGCUUGCUCCCAUUCGUGGUCUCGCAAAA